AUGUCAGGUCUGCAGUGGGUGUACAAGUGGAUCUCAGAGUCCUAUGGGCUGAAGAAGGAGCUUAAUUCCGUCGCUUCUGAGCUGUCUGCACGGCAGGAGGAGAGUGAACAUUCUCAUAAACAUUUAAUUGAACUCCGCCGGGAAUUUAAGAAAAAUGUACCUGAGGAAAUCAGAGAGAUGGUGGCUCCUGUAUUAAAAAGCUUCCAAGCUGAGGUGGUGGCCCUUAGUAAAAGAAGUCAGGAAGCUGAGGCUGCUUUCUUGAGUGUUUACAAGCAAUUAAUUGAAACACCAGACCCUGUACCUGUAUUUGAGCCAACGCGCAGCCUAGACGACAGACUGCAGCCCCCCAGCUUCAACCCCAGCGGGCAUCCGCUGCGAGACCUCCACGCUUCGUGGAAGAGAAACCCCGAGCUUCUCAGCCCUAAAGAGCAGAGAGAGGGGUCGUCCCCAGCUGGGCCCACGCUGACCGAGGGGAGCCGCCUCCCAGGCAUUCCCAGCAAAGCCCUCCUGACAGAAACUUUGCUACAGAGAAAUGAGGUGGAGAAACAAAAGGGCCUUCAAGAAGUACAAAUCACUUUGGCAGCCAGACUGGGGGAGGCAGAGGAAAAGAUCAAGGUCCUACAUUCAGCGUUGAAGGCCACGCAGACAGAGCUGCUGGAGCUGCGGCGGAAAUAUGAUGAGGAGGCGGCAUCCAAGGCAGAUGAAGUCAGCCUGAUCAUGACCAACCUGGAGAAAGCUAAUCAGAGAGCUGAGGCUGCCCAGCGGGAGGUGGAAAGUCUUCGGGAACAACUUGCCUCUGUCAACAGCUCCAUCCGCCUGGCCUGCUGCUCCCCGCAGAAUCCCAGUGGGGAUAAGGUGAACUUCACACUGUGCUCGGGCCCGCGGCUCGAGGCUGCCCUGGCCUCCAAGGAUCGGGAGAUCCUGCGGCUGCUGAAGGAUGUGCAGCACCUCCAGAACUCUCUGCAGGAGCUGGAGGAAGCCUCCGCCAACCAGAUUGCCGACCUGGAACGGCAGCUCACAGCCAAGUCCGAGGCCAUCGAGAAGCUGGAAGAGAAGCUCCAGGCACAGUCUGACUAUGAAGAAAUUAAAACAGAGCUGAGCAUCCUGAAAGCCAUGAAGCUGGCCUCCAGCACCUGCAGCCUCCCCCAGAGCCUGGCCAAGCCCGAGGACUCGCUGCUCAUGGCCAAGGAGGCGUUCUUCCCUGCACAGAAGUUUCUGCUGGAAAAGCCAGGUCUCUUGGCCAGCCCUGAGGAGGACCCUUCGGAGGACGACUCCAUCAAGGACUCUCUGGGCACAGAGCAGCCCUACCCAUCUCCUUCACAGCUCCCACCACCGCCACCACCAGGGCCGGAAGACCCCCUGUCCCCAGGCCCCGGGCAGCCCCUGCUGGGCCCUAGCCUGGGCCCUGAUGGCCCUCGAACUUUCUCACUGUCCCCUUUCCCCAGCCUGGCUUCAGGGGAGAGACUGGCAGGGGACGUGCUGCUGUCUAAGCACAUGAUGCCCCCGGCCGCCUUCAAGGGAGAGGCAGGCAGCCUGCUGGUGUUUCCCCCCACCUUCUACAGUACCAAGCCCCCCACGGCCCCUGCCACCCCAGCCCCUGGCCCUGAGCCGCCUGGGGGCCUGGAGCCGGCUGAUGGUGGCGGGGCCAGUACGGCUGGGGCAGGUGCCGGAGCAGAGGAGGAGCAGCUGGACACGGCGGAGAUUGCGUUCCAAGUGAAGGAGCAGCUGCUCAAGCACAACAUUGGGCAGCGGGUGUUUGGCCACUACGUGCUGGGGCUGUCACAAGGCUCGGUCAGUGAGAUCCUGGCCCGGCCCAAGCCCUGGCGCAAGCUCACGGUGAAGGGCAAGGAGCCUUUCAUUAAGAUGAAGCAGUUCCUGUCGGACGAGCAGAACGUGCUGGCUCUGAGGACCAUCCAGGUGCGGCAGCGAGGCAGUAUCACCCCGAGAAUCCGCACACCAGAGACAGGCUCUGACGACGCCAUCAAGAGCAUCCUGGAGCAGGCCAAGAAGGAGAUCGAGUCACAGAAAGGGGGUGAGCCCAAGAACUUGACAGCCCCAUUGACCAUCACUAAUGGCACACCCUCUGCCAGCACCUCAGAAGAUGCCAUCAAGAACAUUCUGGAACAGGCACGCCGGGAGAUGCAAGCACAGCAGCAGGCCCUCCUGGAGAUGGAGGCAGGACCCCGGGGCCGCUCAGUGCCUCCUUCACCCCCAGAGCGGCCCUCACUGGCAGCUGUGAGCCAGAAUGGGGCUCCAACCUACGUCAAGCAGGAGGACAGCAGUGGUAGCAGCGGCAGCGGGGGGACCAGCAGCAGUGCCACACAGACAUCCCUCACUGUCCUGUCUCCUGCUGCCUUCGUGCAGAGCAUCAUCCGGAAGGUCAAGUCAGAGAUCGGUGAUGCUGGCUACUUUGAUCAGCACUGGGCCUCAGACCGCGGCCUGCUCAGCCACCCCUACAACACCUCCGUCUCACCCUCACUCUCCUCCUCCUCCUCCAGCUACUCUGGCCAACCCAAUGGACGGGCCUGGUCCCGUGGGGAUGAGGCUCCCACAAUCCCUGAGGAUGAAGCGGCUGGGGGUGAGGAUGAACCCCCAAAGUUGGGCGAGCUCAAGGCCGAGGGGGGCAUCUCUGAGUCAGGCAGCAGCGGGCGGCUAGCCUACUACCCAACAUACGUGCCCCGCACACUGAAGCCCACCGUGCCGCCCCUGACCCCAGAGCAGUACGAGCUCUACAUGUACCGUGAGGUGGACACGCUGGAACUGACGCGCCAGGUCAAGGAGAAGCUAGCCAAGAACGGAAUCUGCCAGAGGAUCUUCGGGGAGAAGGUGCUGGGUCUGUCACAGGGCAGUGUGAGCGACAUGCUGUCCCGGCCGAAGCCAUGGAGCAAGCUGACGCAGAAGGGGCGGGAGCCCUUCAUCCGCAUGCAGCUGUGGCUCUCGGACCAGCUUGGGCAGGCCAUUGGCCAGCAGCCCAGCGCCUCACAAGCCAGUCCCACCGAACCCAGGUCCUCACCAUCUCCACCCCUUAGCCCCACGGAGCCCGAGAAGAGCUCCCAGGAGCCCUUGAGCCUGGUAUUGGAGAGCAGCAAGGAGAACCAGCAGCCAGAGGGACGCUCCAGCUCCUCACUGAGUGGGAAGAUGUGCUCGGGCAGCCAGGCCACAGGGGGCAUCCAGGAGAUUGUGGCCAUGUCCCCCGAGCUGGACACCUACUCCAUCACCAAGAGGGUCAAGGAGGUUCUCACAGACAAUAACCUAGGGCAGCGGCUAUUCGGGGAGAGCAUCCUGGGCCUGACGCAGGGCUCCGUGUCCGACCUGCUGUCUCGGCCCAAACCCUGGCACAAGCUCAGCCUGAAGGGGCGGGAGCCCUUUGUGCGAAUGCAGCUGUGGCUCAAUGACCCCCACAACGUGGAGAAGCUGAGGGACAUGAAGAAGCUGGAGAAGAAAGCUUACCUGAAGCGCAGGUACGGCCUCAUCAGCACCGGUUCAGACAGUGAGUCUCCAACCACCCACUCCGAGUGCCCCAGCCCCUGCCUGCAGCCCCAGGACCUGAGCCUCCUGCAAAUCAAGAAGCCCCGAGUGGUGCUGGCGCCCGAGGAGAAGGAGGCCCUGAGGAAGGCCUACCAACUGGAGCCCUACCCCUCCCAGCAGACCAUCGAGCUCCUCUCCUUUCAGCUCAACCUCAAGACCAACACCGUCAUCAACUGGUUCCACAACUACAGGUCCCGGAUGCGCCGGGAGAUGUUGGUGGAGGGGACCCAAGAUGAACCAGAUCUCGACCCCAGUGCGGGUACUGGCAUUCUACCACCAGGCCACUCCCACUCAGACCCCACCCCACAGAGCCCCGACUCUGAGGCUGAGGACCAGAAGCCUACGGUAAAGGAACUUGAGCUCCAGGAGGGCCCUGAGGCGAGCAUCACUCCCCUGACUGCCCAGGACAGGGCCCCAGUGAGGAUCAAGCAGGAACAGACUGAGGACAAUGCUGAAGAAGAGGCGGGCAGCCAGCUCCAGGACUCCGGGGAGCAGGACAAAGGCCACGGUUCUCCCAAAGAGAUGCAUCCAGACCCUUUGGGUAAUGAUGGGCUCCCAAAAGUGGCCCCAGGACCUCUUCUUCCAAGCGGGCCUCCUCCAGACUGCCCCUUACUACAGCCCCCCCAGGAGAGCAGGGCUGGAGAGCAGCUACACCUGGACCCUCUAAGUUUUAAGUCGGCCUCAGAGUCCUCGCGCUGCAGCCUGGAGGUGUCACUGAACUCACCCUCGGCUGCCUCCUCACCAGGCCUCAUGAUGUCUGUGUCACCUGUCCCCUCCUCCUCAGCUCCCAUCUCGCCAUCCCCGCCCGGCGCCCCCCCUGCCAAAGUGCCGAGUGCCAGCCCCACUGCCGACACGGCUGGGGCCUUGCACCCCAGUGCCAAGGUGAACCCCAACUUGCAGCGGCGGCAUGAGAAGAUGGCCAACCUGAACAGCAUCAUCUACCGGCUAGAGAGGGCUGCCAAUCGGGAGGAGGCUUUGGAGUGGGAGUUCUGA
Myotis lucifugus (little brown bat) is the source of this 4521-nucleotide messenger RNA. It is a transcript of the gene CUX2, whose product is annotated as cut like homeobox 2. The transcript is spliced from 22 exons. Gene Ontology annotation, biological process: regulation of DNA-templated transcription. The record is from RefSeq and is a predicted model, not a curated record. Gene Ontology annotation, molecular function: DNA-binding transcription factor activity, RNA polymerase II-specific; DNA binding. Lineage: Eukaryota; Metazoa; Chordata; Mammalia; Chiroptera; Vespertilionidae. Bases 1 to 4521 code for a protein of 1506 amino acids.